This is a messenger RNA of Choloepus didactylus (southern two-toed sloth), 2779 nucleotides long. It is a transcript of the gene PSAP, whose product is annotated as prosaposin. The transcript has 15 exons. Gene Ontology annotation, biological process: sphingolipid metabolic process. The record is from RefSeq and is a predicted model, not a curated record. The coding region runs from base 90 to 1673 and encodes 527 amino acids. Gene Ontology annotation, cellular component: lysosome. NCBI's taxonomy places the organism in Eukaryota, Metazoa, Chordata, Mammalia, Pilosa, Megalonychidae.
GCUUCGGGGCGGCUUCGGGGCGGGGCAGGUUUAUAUUGGGGAAGAUCAGCUGACGUUCUGCAUUGCAGACUGCGGAGCCUGCUUGCACGAUGUUCGCUGUUUUCCUCCUGGCUAGCCUUCUAGGCGCGGCUGUAGCCAGCCCCGUCCUCGGCCUCAAGGAAUGUACCAGAGGCUCGGUGGUGUGGUGCCAGAAUGUGAAGACGGCGGCUGACUGCGGGGCUGUGAAGCACUGCCUGCAGACUGUGUGGAACCAGCCGUCGGUGAAAUCCCUUUCCUGUGACAUAUGCAAGGACGUCAUCACUGAAGCUGGCAACUUGUUGAAAGACAAUGCCACUGAGGUGGAGAUCCUUACUUACUUGGAGAAGACCUGUGACUGGCUUCCUAAGCCAAACUUGUCUGCCUCGUGCAAGGAGAUAGUCGAUUCCUACCUCCCAGUCAUCUUAGACAUGAUUAAAGGACAGAUGAGCCGCCCCGGGGAGGUGUGCUCCGCUCUCAAUCUCUGUGAGUCUCUUCAGAAGCACCUGGCAGAGCUGAAUCACCAGAAGCAGCUGGAGUCCAAUAACAUCCCGGAAGUGGACUUGUCCGAGGUGGUGGCCCCCUUCAUGACCAACAUCCCCCUCCUCCUGUACCCGCAGAAUGGGCCCCGCAGUAAGCCCCAGCCCAAGGCUGGUGGGGAUGUCUGCCAGGACUGCAUUCAGAUGGUGACCGACAUCCAGAAUGCUGUAAGGACCAACGCCACCUUCGUUGAGGCCUUGGUGGCCCAUGCCAAGGAGCAGUGUGACCGCCUGGGGCCUGGCCUGGCCGACAUGUGCAAAAACUAUAUCAACCAGUAUUCUGAAAUCGCUGUCCAAAUGAUGAUGCACAUGCAGGAUCAGCAACCCAAGGAGAUCUGUGGGCUGACUGGGUUCUGUGAAGAGGUGAAGGAAAUGCCCAUGCAGACUCUAAUUCCUGCCAAAGUAGCCACAGAGAACGUCAUCCCUGCUCUGGAGCUGGUGGAGCCCAUUAAGAAGGACCUGGUCCAGGUGAAGGCUGAUAUUUACUGUGAGGCGUGUGAGUACGUGGUGAAGGAGGUUGUCAAGCUGAUCGACAGCAACAGGACUGAGGAAGAAAUAAUCCACAGUUUUGAGAAGAUGUGCUCAAAGUUGCCCACCUCCUUGUCUGACGAGUGCCAAGAGGUGGUAGACACUUACGGCCGUUCCAUCCUGUCGCUCCUCCUGUUGGAGAUAAGCCCUGAGCUGGUGUGCAACAUGCUCCAUCUCUGCUCCACCCAGGGGCUGCCGGCCCUGACGGCACAUGUGACUCGGCGGAAGGACGGCGGCUUCUGUGAGGUGUGCAAAAAGCUGGUUACUUACUUGGAUCACAACCUGGAGAAGAACAGCACAAAGCAGGAGAUCCUGGCUGCUUUAGAGAAAGGCUGCAGCUUACUGCCUGACCCUUACCAGAAGCAGUGUGAUCAGUUUGUGACCGAGUACGAGCCUGUGCUGCUGGAAGUGCUGGUGGAGGUGUUGGACCCUUCCUUUGUGUGCUUGAAAAUUGGGGCCUGCCCCUCUGCCCAUAAGCCUCUUUUGGGGACUGAGAAGUGUGUGUGGGGCCCAAGCUACUGGUGCCAGAACUUGGAGACAGCAGCCCAGUGCAAUGCUGUUGAGCAUUGCAAACGUCAUGUGUGGAACUAGAAGGAACGUUCCAUCUUGGAGAAGUCACAGCAUGUUUUUCUACUUGUGUGUCUGGGGGACUUAAUGCAUAGAGCUCUUUGAUUUUGUUUUAAAAAUAGGCCCCUCCCCUCAACCUGUCUGUUGUCCCCUUAUUGUAGCACUGCUGUCAGUGUGGGACCAUGCCUCCCCCCCGCUGACAUGGCCAUUUUGAUGUCUCUUUUUUCUUGGCUAGACAGGUAACGUACUGCCUUCUGGAGGUCUGUAACCUGCGCUUGCUUGGUGGUUACCUGGAGGAGGCGGAGAGAGCUUUUGAUUCUGUCAUGAGCCAGUGCUUCUUGACAGACGGCCAUCCAUCCUCUUGGUGGCUGGGGCCCUGUUCUGGGCCCUCUGAGGCCCCUGGCCACGCUGAGGGGGUCCCUCCCACUUCCUGGGCCUAUUGACGUUUUCCCAAGAAGCAAAACAAAGGCAGUUUUAUGUGAGAGAUGCAAGCUAAGCUUUUCAAACACUGUAGUUCCUGCUGUAUUGGCACAGAGGUUUUGGAAGAUGCUGCUGGUGACUCAGGGGAAGUGGUUGAGGUGGAGGGUUGCUAUCCCUGGGUCACCUCUUGAUUUUGCUUUCCUGUGUCUUUUCCUUGUGAUGCCUUGUUUGGGGGUCUGUGGGUUUGGGUGGGUGGGUGGUGGUGGGGAGUUUGUGGGAAUGUCUCCUGUGGGCCUGGCUUGUGUGUGUGAGCCUGUGACAGUGGUGACCUCCUGUGUUCUGCAUUCGUGUCUUUCCAGCUAUUGAGGACCCUGUCACUAAAGGCCCACCAUUGCUCUGGGCAGUCCCAGCAAGGCCUGUCUCGUAAAUGCUCUUUGACCUUUCUUUUCAAAUAGAUGUGGAUAACAAGCUCCUAAGCCUUGACUUCCUGUUAGAGGGGAGACAAGCCGAGGAGUGUGCUGGGUGUGGGGUGGGCACUCUCUGCGGCCUCGUCUGCUGCCUGCUUCCUCUGUUUGCCUCAGCUUCUGUUCUGUUUUUGGUUGCCAGGAGGUGGCAAGACAUGCAGUUGCUAUUAAGUGGACUUAGUGAUUUGUUUUGUUUGUUUUGCACUAAAGUUUCUGUGAUUUAACAAUAAAGUUCCAUCAUCCAGA